Messenger RNA from Molossus molossus (Pallas's mastiff bat), 3347 nucleotides. It is a transcript of the gene POFUT1, whose product is annotated as protein O-fucosyltransferase 1. The transcript is spliced from 7 exons. NCBI's taxonomy places the organism in Eukaryota, Metazoa, Chordata, Mammalia, Chiroptera, Molossidae. Gene Ontology annotation, molecular function: peptide-O-fucosyltransferase activity. Bases 57 to 1232 code for a protein of 391 amino acids. The record is from RefSeq and is a predicted model, not a curated record. Gene Ontology annotation, biological process: protein O-linked glycosylation via fucose; regulation of Notch signaling pathway; Notch signaling pathway. Gene Ontology annotation, cellular component: endoplasmic reticulum.
GCCCCUCCUUCCCUUACCGCCUCCGCGCCGCAGCCCGCUUGGGCCCUGGAGCCGAUAUGGGCGCCGCCGCGUGGGCAUGGCUGCCCUUGCCGCUGCGUGUGUCUCUCCUGCUACUGCUUCUGCCGCUCCCGGGGCUGCCCGCGGGCUCCUGGGAUCCGGCCGGCUACCUGCUCUACUGCCCAUGCAUGGGGCGCUUCGGGAACCAGGCUGAUCACUUCUUGGGCUCCCUGGCAUUUGCAAAGCUAUUGAACCGCACCCUGGCUGUACCCCCUUGGAUUGAGUACCAACAUCAUAAGCCUCCCUUUACCAACAUCCAUGUGUCCUACCAGAAGUACUUCAAGCUGGAGCCCCUCCAGGCCUACCAUCGGGUCAUCAGCCUGGAGGACUUCAUGGAAAGGCUGGCACCCACCCAUUGGCCCCCUGAGAAGCGGGUUGCAUACUGCUUUGAAGUGGCGGCCCAGAGAAGCCCUGAUAAGAAGACAUGCCCCAUGAAGGAAGGAAACCCCUUUGGCCCAUUUUGGGAUCAGUUUCAUGUGAGUUUCAACAAGUCAGAGCUUUUUGCAGGCAUUUCCUUCAGCGCCUCCUACAAAGACCAGUGGAUCCAGAGAUUUUCUCCAAAGGAACAUCCAGUGCUGGCUCUGCCAGGAGCCCCAGCCCAGUUCCCUGUCCUGGAGGAGCACAGGCCACUGCAGAAGUACAUGGUAUGGUCAGACGAGAUGGUGAGGACAGGAGAGGCCAAGAUCCAAGCCCACCUCCUCCGGCCCUACGUCGGUGUUCACCUGCGCAUUGGCUCUGACUGGAAAAAUGCCUGUGCUAUGCUGAAGGACGGGACUGCGGGCUCCCACUUCAUGGCCUCUCCACAGUGUGUGGGCUACAGCCGCAGCAUGGCAGCCCCUCUUACCCUAACUAUGUGCCUCCCCGACGUGAAGGAAAUCAAGCGGGCCGUGGAGCUCUGGGUGAGGGCUCUCAAUGCCCAGUCUGUCUACAUCGCCACGGAUUCUGAGAGUUAUAUGCCCGAGAUCCAACAGCUCUUCAAAGGGAAGGUGAAGGUGGUGAGCCUGAAGCCUGAGGUGGCCCAGAUCGACCUGUACAUCCUUGGCCAAGCUGACCACUUUAUUGGCAACUGUGUCUCCUCUUUCACUGCGUUUGUGAAGCGGGAACGAGACCUCCAGGGGAGGCCAUCCUCUUUCUUUGGCAUGGACAGGCCCCCCCAGCUCCGGGACGAGUUCUGACCCUGGCUAGAGCACAUCACCAGCCCAGCUGGUUUCUCCAGCCAGGCCUGGCAGCCGGAGUCGCUCCCAGGAUUGAUCUCCAAAAGAGCAAGCUUCUAUUUUUGGCUGUCAAGGACAGAGAAAAGUACCAGGGACUUCCUGGAGGAGGAAGAUGGUCCAUCUCCCAGUGUAUAGGACUUCCACGCUCCCAGGAGCCAGACCCUCUCCCAUACUCACGUGCUCUGGCUCUUUCUCCCAGGAGUUUUUCACACCAGCAAAGUAGUCCAGCUACUGUCUUUUGGUCUGAGCAGCCUGGGAUACUGAACUUGAUUCAGAGAGAUUUUAUAUACAUAUCUAUAAGGAGAGAGAGAUUUUUAUAGUUUUGAUACAAGGUCAUGACUAUUCAGAAGUCUUCCUCGUUUUUUAAAAAAUCAGUGAGGUUCAUUAACAUAGGUACGUAAAGUGACCUUAACUGAAUGUAGAUGAGACCUUAACUGAAUGUAGGGUGGGGUGGGGGUAUUCAUCACUUUUCCAUAUGACCCCCAGAGUGACCCUCAGACUCCUCUCCACUGCCUAGCUAGAGCCACUGCCACCCCACAUCUUGGCCCCUUUCCAGGGUUUGGGGCAUAAAUACUGUCCUCCAUUAUAAACACUAUGCAAAUAGAAGUUGUCGGUCAUGCGGCCAUACAGAGCUCCACAGACGGCUAAGUGCUGCUCACGUAGCACAUUCCCUGAAAGCAGCACACACCAUCAAGCCAGGCCCUCAUAGCAUUGGUCUCAGUGAGAGUCUCUUGGUAGUUAGUGGCCCGCCACAAACCUGGCACCAUCAAGGUCUUGUAACACAUCGCCAGGGACCAGGGCUUACUGGUCUGGUGGGAUCCUUCUGAAGGCUGCCAUCUCCUCCCUGAUCUCGUGCCUCAGGGGCCUGGUUGUAGAAUUUUGCCAUUAAGUUGGUAUCCAAGGCCUGUCCUCCCAGCCUUUCUCCUGUAGCUGGAGCCCUCACACCAUAGUCUCACAAGGAAUUGCUUGCUAAGCCUCUGACCAGACAGAAGGUGCCCAAACCAGGAGCCACUGGAGUCCCAGUUUGGAAGCCACUUUUGCCCCUUCCUAUCCAAUGUAAUCUCUGACCCCAUGAGGCCUAGGGUGUUGCAGUUAUUUCUUUGUCUCUUGGAUGCUGUGGUUGUAAUAACCCAUGACUCCUGAGAGUCUGACUUCUUGGCCUUGUGGUUCUAAAGUUCGAGUCUAACACCUACUGAUCUCUCGCCAUCGUGUGACUUCUCUUGGUCUUCGAUCCCAGGAAGGUGGAGGAGACUCUCAUGAGAGCCAGGCCCAGAGCUUCAGUCAGGGACUUCUUCCUCAGGUUACCUUUGGAUGGGAUACUUUUUUUGUCAGGGCAGCCCAGGUCAUAGGUUGCAGGGUAACAAGGGUGCCAAAUACCAAAGGUGACAUUUAUUGCUUAGAGCUGCUGUCCAAUUCUAAGUAGGAGAAACUGUACAGAAAGGGAUAUUGUAUUUUCUCUCUCAGGAAACAGUGAAAUGUUUUACAUCCUAGGUGGACUCUGAGAGAUGGUUUAUCUAUUCAGACUUGUUCAGGAGCCUCGUUCAGAGACUCAGAGUGUACUCCUGCCUCCAUCCGCUGGUUGGGAAGGCAUAGCUCACUAGCUGAUUUAAUUUGCCGGAUUCAUUUGCCCUUCACAGCGUGCUGUAGUGUGGGCCCUGAAGGGCCAUCCAAAUCGUGUUGAUUAGCAUUGGCCGUAGUAACAGCUUGUGUUUCUGGCGGAGAGGGCACCAGAGUUGUAGUCAGAGUCAGUGUGUUCUGUAGGCAAGCACUUUAUUCUUCUUUGACCCAGUUUUCUCACCUAUAAAAUGGUAAUAAAAUCGACUGGGUUGUUAAAGGACUCAAAUCAGAUAAAGCAUGUACAAGAGCACAUUGUAAACUUGAAAGAGACAAAGGCACAUCUGUAGCUGUUGGUUCAUUUGUCUGCUUCUUGCCACACACCUACUCUGUGCCAGGCACUGUACUUGUUAAGUGAUUUAUGGGCAGUCUCUGAUUUAGUCCCAACCCAGCCCUGGGAAGCAGGAACUGUUAUUAUCCUCUUUUUUCUUUUUAAUUAAAUUUUUUUUUCUUUAUUGAUUU